Molecule: messenger RNA, 883 nt
Organism: Aplosporella prunicola CBS 121167
Lineage: Eukaryota; Fungi; Ascomycota; Dothideomycetes; Botryosphaeriales; Aplosporellaceae
Exons: 2
Coding region: 17-823 (268 amino acids)
Source: RefSeq, a predicted model, not a curated record
CAGUCAAGAGGUCGAGAUGAGGCUGAGUUCGCAAUGUUUGCGCCGGUUAUUUGCCGGACUAAUCAUCACCAUCGGCUUGUUUAAUCCGUGCUAUGGCAAAGCCUCCGAGUGGAAAAAUUCCGAAUACUUUUUGUUUCCCGUCAAAGCCGACGAUAUUCCCACCGUACAUGUUGGCGAUACGGUCCAUUUAAAGUGGGCUUCGCUCUAUUCACAAGCCUACCUGCAGCAAUACUGUAAUGGCACUGCAGUGAACAAAGUCCCCGGUCUUGCCGGAGACGGAGAACAUACAUUCGUCGUUAAUAGUACUUGGGUCAGUCCUUGCUACUGGCGUUAUUAUACCCAAGAAUCCAUAUACAAAUACGUGGAAAGCGGAUACGUCUACGUUACCUCUUCACAAACCACUCCGGCUGUUACCUGGGAGCCCCAAAGCCUUGGUACCGCUUGUGGGAUUCAGAGCGUCACUGCUGGGCCAUCUGUAAACGCGGCCAGCACUUCGACUAUCACCAUAGGACCAACAUCGGGGGCCGAAGAGACCUCAUCGGACACGGAGUGCACAGGAAAGGAAGCAAAGAAGAUUACAAGUGGUGCAGGGGUGGGGAUUGGCUUCGUUGUGGGAUCAGCUAUCGCUGGACUUACGGCCGGCUUUUGGACUAUCUGGCAGAGGCAGCACCUCAAGAAAUCCACCCCGGAGGUUGAAAAACCACAUGAAGCUGACGGGGUUCCCCAUCAGCCAGCUUGGGAGCUGCCAAGUGAAUCACGUCCCGUGGAGCUUAUGACCAUGAGGAGAUUUGCGGAACUACCAUCCACUCCUAAACCACGGUAGAGCUACCGCGAUACUCAUACUAUAUAAUUAAUUGAGCGGCAAGAUUGUUCCUGCAUGGCU